Molecule: messenger RNA, 1217 nt
Organism: Chara braunii
Lineage: Eukaryota; Viridiplantae; Streptophyta; Charophyceae; Charales; Characeae
Source: the annotation of a GenBank genome assembly
GGAACCAGCAACCGAAAAUACAACGUGCAACAGCAUUGAAAAGGCGGAGAUCUUGAUGCGCAACAGGAAACGCAGCACAUGUCACGUCGGGCACCAGCUUCAGAAAGGCGGAGACCACGGCGCGCAAAACCCAGUGGGCACCAACAGCGGAACGGCGAAGACUCUGGCGCGCAGGACACAACUUGGCACAAAGGCAUUGAUAGGAAAAAUUUUAUAUUACUCCAGGAACUACAGCGACUGGACACGCGUGGUAACCACCACCAAUGCAGAGCGGGCAGAAAAACUGCCACGAGUGAGCAGGAAUACCAUCGUGGCAACGAGACUGUACCAUCGUGGCAAAGCGACCGCCUCACCCAACACGGAAGGGUCCCCCGUCUUGAUUCCCGGCACGCGUGGUACUCACCACCCACGCAGAGUGGGCAGGAAAACUGCCACGACUGAGCAGGAAAACCAUCGUGGCAACGCGACCGCCUCGCCCAACACGGAAGGGUCCCCCGUCUUGAUUCCCGGGUACCAGACUCCGAGGAUUCGAAGCAAAAUUCGCGCAGAGUUCGUUCUACGUCGCACGACGGGUUUUCAGAUAGCCAGGCUGAGAAGGCAAACGACUGCGGCAACGCCAAUGUCGCGCCCAACACGACAGGAGGUCCAUUGCAUAUUACAAGGUGGGGGUCGUGGCGCAAUCUCGCAACAAGCAGUCAGCGCUACAAGAGACAAAAGACAGUCACCCGGGCACUAUGUUCUGCUGGCGCAACUCGCACUAAACUCUGUGCAAGUCGAAACACAGACGGCCGUGCUCGAUACGAUGGUGGUCGUGUUCGACAUGACGAUGGCUGUGUUCGACAUGACGUCGGUCACGACGACGACCGUGCACGACAACGAUCCGGACACGACAACGAGCGUGUUCGACACGACGACGGCCGUGUUCGACACGAUGGCGAUCGUGUUCGACCCGACGACAAUCGUGUUUGACACGACAACCAGCGUGUUCGACACGACAAGGAUCGUGUUCGACACGACGAUGACCGUGUCGGACACGACGAGGAUCGGGUUUGACACGACGCCCAGUGUGCUCGACACGACAACGAUCGUGUUCAACACAACGACCAACGUGUCGGACACGACAACGAUCGUGUUCAACACGAUGACUAUCGUGUACGACGAUCGUGUUUGACACGACGACCAGUGUGUUCGACACGACAACGAUCGUGUUCAACACG